Messenger RNA from Ostertagia ostertagi, 420 nucleotides. The record is from the annotation of a GenBank genome assembly. Lineage: Eukaryota; Metazoa; Nematoda; Chromadorea; Rhabditida; Trichostrongylidae.
AUGCAGCGCCUCCUUUUGCUCCAUCUGAGGCAUCAACUGUCACUUGCACACGACUUGGACCAGGCAAUGGAGCGAAAGCUGAAAACAGCACCCGACGUCCCGAAAUACCAAUACGUUGCAUUAUGGUACAAGCACGGUGAACCACUGAUGGCCAGUUUCGGAGCGAAAAACCAAGAAAACUGUGGACCAGAGAUCGGAUCGUUACAAAUUUUGACACUACCUGAUCCAAGCUGUAUGGGUCUGGAGUACAAGUGGAUGACACUAGCUGAUGGGAGAGCUGAUGAAGCAAAAAAGUGGGAGCCAGUGCAUGUUGGUACCGCUGCACCGGCGGUAUGUGUAGACGAUGAUGGCGUUGAGGUGCUUGGAUGCAUGAAUUUGACAAAUGAGACAGCUUCUAUUGGAUUUCAAGGAAAGCAAAAG